AUGCAUCAGAAAUACGGCCCUAUUGUGCGUAUCAAUCCAAAGGAGGUCCAUAUCAUCGAUCCCACCUUCUAUAACGAGAUAUAUGCAUCAGGGAUGCGAAAGCGUGAUAAGUAUGAGGGGUUUGUGCGCUCUCUCGCUGCCGACGAGUCUACUGUCUCCGCCGUGGGCUCUGAAAAGCACCGCUUCCGACGUGGCAUCCUUCAGAACUUUUUCUCCAAGCGGUCUGUUAUGGAAUUUUCAUCAGCAAUUAGUGAGAGGGUAGAGAAGCUGAUGCGACGCCUGGAGGUAUUCGAGAGAACCCAGACUCCAGUGGCUCUUGAUGCAGUAUUCUCAGCAUUGACCUCCGAUAUGAUUACUUAUAUCUGCUAUGGGAAGGAUUGGAAAUUCCUAGAUCAUGAGGAUUUCAAUUGCGACAUUCACCAGGCUGGUGUGGAUUUUGCCAAUUUCUUUCAUUUCAACCGAUUUUUCCCGUGGGUAUUCAUGACGCUGCGAGCACUGUCUCCACGAAUGUUGGCACUCCUCAUACCCGGUCGAGCGGCAACGUUCAAAUUCCAGGAUUCUCUCCUUAAGCAUGCAAUUGAAUUGGCCACGAACGAACAAUCUGAUGCCCCCAGCAAAGAAACUGAAAAGCCUCGUGCGAAUGUGAUCUCCAACUUGAUCAAUCCAUCUAUACCAUAUAUGGAACGAAGUCGUCGGCGUCUGGAGGAUGAAGUCAUCACGAUUCUUGUCGCUGGAACAGAAGCACCCGUUAAGGUUCUAUCAAUGGCUAUGUACUAUCUUGGCAGUGAGCCGGCUAUUGGCGAGAAAUUACGGGCGGAACUGAAAACCGUCUUACCGGCACGUACCAGCACUGCCACAUAUGCAGAGCUUGAAAAGCUGCCAUAUUUACAUGGCGUUGUUUAUGAGUCUUUACGCAUAUCGGACUCGGUUAUUGCACGGUUCCCUCGAAUAGCGCCAACAGAAACACUCCGAUACAAAGACCAUAUUCUCCCUCCAGGAACUCCAAUGAGCUGUUCUUCUUACUUUAUCUCUCGCAACCACGAUAUUUUUCCCAACCCCGAUAAAUUCGACCCAGAGAGAUGGAUCCAUGCAGCUGAGAAAGGUGAGAAUCUAAAGCAACAUCUAACAGCGUUCACCAAGGGAAGCAGAAUAUGCCUUGGAAUGAAGUAA
Penicillium canescens is the source of this 1170-nucleotide messenger RNA. Its product is annotated as cytochrome P450. The transcript is spliced from 4 exons. Lineage: Eukaryota; Fungi; Ascomycota; Eurotiomycetes; Eurotiales; Aspergillaceae. Bases 1 to 1170 code for a protein of 389 amino acids. The record is from RefSeq and is a predicted model, not a curated record. Gene Ontology annotation, molecular function: iron ion binding; heme binding; oxidoreductase activity, acting on paired donors, with incorporation or reduction of molecular oxygen.